Guyanagaster necrorhizus is the source of this 759-nucleotide messenger RNA. RefSeq lists its product as uncharacterized. Lineage: Eukaryota; Fungi; Basidiomycota; Agaricomycetes; Agaricales; Physalacriaceae. The record is from RefSeq and is a predicted model, not a curated record. Bases 1 to 759 code for a protein of 252 amino acids. Gene Ontology annotation, molecular function: protein binding. The transcript has 4 exons.
AUGUUAUCGUUACCGCCAGAACUCCUAGGAAAGAUAAUUUCCGAGGCUGCUUUAGCUGACCGGAAACGACUGCGGUCCACAUGUAAACUCUUUUCCGCAAUCGCCACACCAUUAAUUUUCGAAACUAUCGCUAUCGACUUCACCAAGAUGACUCAAUCGAAAGCUAAAGUCCUCGAUCGGCUCUGGUCUUCCAUGAACAUUGCCCAGAAGAAUGAGAUACCUGGACAGAGCAUAGAUGAGCCGCUUCUAGUUGCUGUGUCACAUAUGCAGUUGCUACGCAAAGUUGUAAGUCUUACCAUUCACGGACACAUCACGAUUGACGAUCUCUCCUCCGUUAUCGCCAAUAGUUCACAUCUUGUCCAACUCUGUAUCCAUUAUUAUCAAACAUGCCGUGGCGACAACACUCCCAUUCUACUGCUUAUUUCGUUCUUCAAUGCCUUCCCGCAGGGCAAAUUCAGUACCCUCCAGAUUCUAGAAUUAAACAGUCAUCAUAUAUCUCUACGUCCAUCUACCAUUCCAUCGCUGAUCCCGCCCCUGCGACAGCUCACGAAUUUCUCUGCUUCCAGCUUUGUCGUACCGGCCGUGUUUUGGGAUUACCUUCGUGAUGCCAAAAUACAUCUUAAAGGUCUAUCACUUAGUCAUCAUGCAGGAGACACUAUGUUAUUGCAUUACUUAUCCUCUUUCACUAGUUUGCAACAACUCGCCGUUUCCUUGCAUCGUUCGGUGGAUUACAGCGGAUACCUCCAGCUCCGACAUUGA